Messenger RNA from Recurvomyces mirabilis, 1932 nucleotides. It is a transcript of the gene SPB4, whose product is annotated as ATP-dependent rRNA helicase spb4. NCBI's taxonomy places the organism in Eukaryota, Fungi, Ascomycota, Dothideomycetes, Mycosphaerellales, Teratosphaeriaceae. The coding region runs from base 1 to 1932 and encodes 643 amino acids. Gene Ontology annotation, molecular function: nucleic acid binding; ATP binding. Gene Ontology annotation, cellular component: nucleolus. The record is from RefSeq and is a predicted model, not a curated record. The transcript has a single exon.
AUGGCACAGCCACCACCAGCGACCGCAGAAAAGAAACCAAAAUCUUUCGAAGCCCUCACACCAGCCCUAGCAGAAUGGAUCCUGGACUACACCCGUAGCAUGAAUUUCGCCCGCACCACUCCCGUCCAAGCCAUGGCCAUCCCACUCCUCAUGGGCAACAAGGAUCUCGUCGUCGAAGCCGUGACGGGAAGUGGCAAAACUUUAUCUUUCCUCGUCCCGAUCAUUUCUAGGAUCUUGGCGGUGGAGGAACCGAAUAAGAAGGGUCAUGUGAGGAGUAUUGUUGUUGCGCCGACUAAGGAGUUGGCGAGUCAGAUUUAUGAGGUUUGUGUGGGGUUGUUGAGGUAUCAUCCUCCUUCGGCAUUCGGGCUGGAUGGGGGGAAGGAUGAUGGGUUGGAUGAUGUGGAAGUGGAAGAGGGUGCAGAUGCCAUGGAGGCGAAGCCUGAACGACCGGCGGGAGCGUAUGUGGUUCCGCAGCUACUCAUUGGUGGACGGACGAAGCAGGGGGAGGAUCUGGCUACUUUCUCUUCUUUGAAUCCGAAUCUACUAAUUGGGACGCCGAAGCGACUCGUGGAGAUCCUGUCAUCGAGUCGAGUUGUGCUCAAACGGCAUUAUUUCGACCUUUUGGUUCUGGAUGAAGCGGAUAGACUUCUGGACCCGAAUUUCGCGCCGGAUCUGCAGAGGAUACUCGAAUUAGUGCCGAAGGAGAGGAGGACGGGAUUGUUCAGUGCGAGUGUAAGUGAGGCCGUCAAUGAAUUGGUGAGAGUAGGGAUGAGGUAUCCAUUCAAGAUCAGCGCGAAGGUUCGGAGUAAAAGUGGUGCGCUGGAUAAGAAGACGCCGGAGGCUUUGAGAUUGUGCUAUUUGACUUGUCCUGCCACACAGAAGUUGCCGAUGCUCAAGCGAGUAUUAUUGGAGGUGAAGGCUGAGAAAAUCAUCAUCUAUGUAUCUACCAGAGCGGGAGUGGAUUACUGGAAGGACGUUCUACCAGCGUUGCUGGGGAUGAAAGUGUUUGCCGUACAUGGCGACUACAAGGCUCCUGUGCGAGCAAAGAAUGUGGCACGCUUCCAAGAUUGCACUACGCCUGCGAUACUGGUCACAACAGAUGUCCUAGCCCGAGGCAUCGAUAUUCCAGACAUCGACUUAGUAGUACAGCUUGAUCCACCCAGCCAACCGAAGGACUUCAUCCACCGCUGUGGCCGAUCCGGAAGGGCAGGCAAACGCGGCCUAGCCAUUACUUUCCUCAACGACGGCAACGAGGCAGAUUACGUCAAAUACCUCGACCUCCAAGGCACGAAGCUAGAACCCUACAUCCUGACCACACCAAUCACGCCAGCAGAAGCCACAGAGACAAUAUCUCAAAUCCGCCAAGUCCUCACCACCAAACGAGAAAUCCACGACCGAAGCCAAAAGGCCUUUGUCAGCUGGGUCCAAGCUUAUACCAAAACCCUACCCGCCGACAUCUUCAAUGUCAAGAAUGUAGACUGGAAGGAACUCGGUCAGGCAUGGGGUCUCCUCCGCUGGCCCAAAAUGCCCGAGCUCAAGCGCCUCUUCCCCGAAGCCGUGGCCGACCGGACCCUCGGGCUCGACGUCCCGGAAGCCUUCGAUAUCAACCAUCUUGCCUACGCGGAUAAAGUCAGGGAAGAAACCCGUCAACUAGCCGUACAAGCUCGUGCACGUGGGGAGAGACCCGCACUUCCCAAGCGGCUGGCGGGGAAGGAAGCAGAAGCCAAGAUGAAGCGGGAGCGGGCGUGGAGUUCGCAGAAAGCUGCUAAGGGGUUGCGGGAGGAGAGGAGGGGGAGGAAGGAGGGGAGGAGGGUGGCGGAACGGAAGAAGGGGAUGAGUGAAGGGGAGAAGGUGGAGAGUGCGGAGUUGGAGGAUUUGAUUCGGAGGAUCAGGGAGCAGAAUGCUGAGGAGGAGUUUGAGGGGUUUGAUUGA